AUGUGGGUACCCCAGAAGAGGGGCGAACCAAGUUCAUGCAACGAACCUACCCACGCGUACGAUCACUUGCUCGGAGCCGCUCGGCUGCUGCAUGCGAGCAGCCGGACAAGCACCGCAGAGUCCCUUGAUCAGGCUCGGGUGCUUGGCGCCACCUUCGCCGGCCUCGCUCCACUAGCGGCCAGCAGCUCAAUCGAAAAGGGUGAUCUGGCUGACGUUGCAGCUCCGAGCCACGCGCAGUCGCAGUUAGCUCCUGCUGACGGACUCCGACAGUUUCCGGUCGCACGUGGUCGACAGACCACAACCGCAUGUGGCUCUGAGGUUGAACAGCCAGCCAAUGCCUAUGACAGCGUGGUUGCCAUGCUCCAGAGCUGGCUCGUAGGUGGCAUCUCCCUGGUUCUGAUUUAUGGCGCAGCCCUGGUCGCUGCCGUCGCAAACCCAUUGACGAAGAGGCGGCUGGAGGUCCGCGCCGAGGCGCGCGCCUUGUCGGACGCGAGACUCGCAAGCUCAUGCAAGUCUCACCAACUCCCAUUGCUGAAGGUGCUGCUACUGCAGAGACGAGUGCGCAAACGAGCCGCCAGUGUUCUUGCAACUGUGCAACAGAGGGGGCGAGAGGAACUCUCAGGUGCAAGCCCACUGCUCGUUGCAGCGGCCCUCGGCUGCGCCCUGCUGGUCUCGCGAGCCUUCGUCUGCGGGCCUUCUUCAAGAGCUGCGCCCCAGGUGGAUGCUCGCGUCUUGGGUGCCACCUUCGCUGGGCUGGCUCCUCUGGCAGUUGAGCAGCCUGCAAACGCCUACGACAGUGUGGUUGCCAUGCUCCAGAGCUGGCUGGUAGGCGGAAUUUCCCUUGUUCUGAUCUAUGGAGCAGCCUUGGUGGCAGCUGUUGCAAACCCAUUGACGAAGAGGCGCCUCGAGGUCAGGGACCAGGCCGACACUACAUCACAAGCGCUUCUGUUCGCUUGCGGUUCGCCCUCGCGGUUCGCCUUGCGGUUCGCUCUUGCGGCUCGCUUGACGGCCGCUCCUCAUCUCCCAUCAGCCCAGACUGGGAGCAGGUGGAUGCCAUGCGCAAGUGAGCAGUGA
Symbiodinium natans is the source of this 1074-nucleotide messenger RNA. Lineage: Eukaryota; Dinophyceae; Suessiales; Symbiodiniaceae. The record is from the annotation of a GenBank genome assembly.